AUCGCGGCGGCGGCCCCUGGUGUCCUGCCCCCCCGGUGUCCUGGCCCCCGGAGGCGCCAUGCCCCACACAGUCACUCUCCAGGGCCCCUCACCCUGGGGCUUCCGCCUGGUGGGCGGCAAGGACUUUAGUACCGCGCUCACCAUCUCCCGGAUAAACCCGGGCAGUAAAGCAGCCUUGGCCAACCUAUGCCCAGGAGACGUGAUCCAGGCCAUUAAUGGGGAGAAUGCAGAUAGCAUGACUCAUCUGGAAGCCCAGAACAAGAUCAAAGCAUGUCUGGACCAGUUGACCCUCUCUGUGAACAGAACUGAAGGGAAGCCCUGGUCAUCUAGCAAUCCUGAUGAUGGCAAAGCACAAGCCUACAGAAUCAACAUAGACUCGGAGCCACAGGACAAUGGAUUCACUCACAGUAGAAGGUCUUCAGCCUCAGGAGGGAGCCUGGCUGAUAGCAAGACUAGCCUGGGCCUCCAAUAUGGGACUCCAUCCCGCCUCUAUUCCCACAACAGUGAGGCCAAUUUGCAGGCACAGAUGAGCAACCUCCAUGUGUCUCCACCCCACAGCAGUGCCGAUUCUACAAGAUCUCUCCCAAGGAGCAGGAAUGGCAUUGACAUGGAAUCUGAUGUGUAUAAAAUGCUCCAGGAAUAUGGAGAACCUGCCUCAGAGCCCAAGCAGUCUGGGUCCUUCAGAUACCUACAGGGCAUGCUAGAAGCCGGAGAGAAUGGUGAGAAACUAGAUCGGGCAGGUGGCCCCAGAAGCCUCAAGUCUCCUGUCUCCAAGCUAGGUGGCCCCAUGGGCAGCCUGCAGAUGCUCCCUGAGUGUACCAGAUGUGGGAAUGGCAUUGUGGGCACAAUUGUGAAGGCACGGGACAAACUCUACCACCCUGAGUGCUUCAUGUGCAGCGACUGUGGCCUGAACCUCAAGCAGAGAGGAUACUUCUUUAUUGAGGAGUGCCUGUAUUGUGAGACCCAUGCCAAGGCCCGGGUGAAGCCCCCAGAGGGCUACGACGUUGUAGCUGUCUACCCCAAUGCCAAAGUUGAACUUGUCUGAGAGCAGCCCAGCCAUCCCCAAACCUAGGGGCAUUGACAGGGUGGCUUGCCCUAGCCAUGCACACAUACACACUACACCCUUUGUAACACGGCUCAAACCUUGUAGGUGACAUCUUCACAGUAAAACACCUUUUCCCUCAGGAGAAGGAAAGGCAUCAAGUUUGCCCCAUGGAAGAGCUAUUUCCUACUCCUCGCGCUGCUCCCUGUCUAUAUUGUAUUUUCUGCUUUUGUUAACAUUUCUGCCCUGGCCUUAUCCAGACUCUCUGUAAAUAUAGGAAGCCUUUUCUACCUUGUCACCAAUAAAACCAGCGUUCUGUA
Vombatus ursinus (common wombat) is the source of this 1362-nucleotide messenger RNA. RefSeq names its product PDZ and LIM domain 4 (gene PDLIM4). Lineage: Eukaryota; Metazoa; Chordata; Mammalia; Diprotodontia; Vombatidae. Bases 59 to 1045 code for a protein of 328 amino acids. Gene Ontology annotation, biological process: heart development; muscle structure development; actin cytoskeleton organization. Gene Ontology annotation, molecular function: actin binding; muscle alpha-actinin binding. Gene Ontology annotation, cellular component: Z disc; filamentous actin; stress fiber. The transcript has 7 exons. The record is from RefSeq and is a predicted model, not a curated record.